AUGUUCACCAUGCUCGUCCACACCUUCGUCCUCCUCCUCACGGCCACUGCUGCCCUCGCCGCCCCGGCUGCUCACCGUCACUGGCCGCGCUUCACGGUUCCCCAGCAGCACUUCGAGGUUCUCAGCAUGCGCGCCCAGGUUGACGUGAACCCGUCCGCGGUGCUGGAGGCGACCUGCAUCGACCGCAAUGCCCACCUCGUCUUCCACGACACCAACAGCGCCGAGCUCGCCAUCUGCGGCGGCAUCUCCGGCUCUGUCUCCGCCUGCCAGGGCAAUCCAUCCACAACCAUUGGCCAGUCCGGCUCCGCGCGCUUCACCCUCAAGCCCACCACCGCCGGCGCCACCAUCAACAUCUCCAAGAACAAGUGGGAGCAGUGCGUCCGCGCCGCUCGCGACAAGUGCCCCACCGGCAGCAUGCGCGCGGUCUGCUCCGGCGGCGCGACGUCCGGCGACGUCGAGUUCACCCUCGAGGGCUUGCCUCCGUCGAACGAGCUGUGA
Colletotrichum karsti is the source of this 498-nucleotide messenger RNA. RefSeq lists its product as uncharacterized. The coding region runs from base 1 to 498 and encodes 165 amino acids. Lineage: Eukaryota; Fungi; Ascomycota; Sordariomycetes; Glomerellales; Glomerellaceae. The record is from RefSeq and is a predicted model, not a curated record. The transcript has 2 exons.